Messenger RNA from Aspergillus melleus, 1452 nucleotides. It is a transcript of the gene ade13, whose product is annotated as adenylosuccinase ADE13. Lineage: Eukaryota; Fungi; Ascomycota; Eurotiomycetes; Eurotiales; Aspergillaceae. Gene Ontology annotation, cellular component: cytosol. Gene Ontology annotation, molecular function: (S)-2-(5-amino-1-(5-phospho-D-ribosyl)imidazole-4-carboxamido) succinate lyase (fumarate-forming) activity; N6-(1,2-dicarboxyethyl)AMP AMP-lyase (fumarate-forming) activity. The coding region runs from base 1 to 1452 and encodes 483 amino acids. Gene Ontology annotation, biological process: 'de novo' AMP biosynthetic process. The transcript has 9 exons. The record is from RefSeq and is a predicted model, not a curated record.
AUGUCGGCAAGCAAUGAUGUCUAUCAGACCCCCCUCAACUCGCGUUAUGCGAGCAACGAGAUGAAAUACCUUUUCUCGCCGAGAAACCGAUUUUCCACCUGGAGACAGCUGUGGCUGUGGCUUGCCGAGUCGCAGAAAGAACUCGGUCUGCCCAUCACCACCGACGCCAUUGAGCAGAUGAAGGCCCACCUCACCAUUCAGGAUGACGAGUUCAAGGUCGCCGCCGAGGAGGAGAAACGCCGGAGACACGACGUCAUGGCCCACGUUCACGCUUUCGGUCAGGUCGCCCCUGCCGCCGCCGGUAUCAUCCACUGGGGUGCGACCUCGUGCUACUGCACCGAUAACGCCGAUCUGAUCUUCCUCCGCGACGGUCUCGAUAUCCUCAUCCCCAAGCUCGCCGUCGUGGUCGAUAAGCUGGCCGCCUUCGCCAACCAGUACAAGGACCUGCCCUGUCUGGGUUUCACCCACGGGCAGCCCGCGCAGCUCGUCACCGUUGGCAAGCGCGCCUGCCUGUGGCUUCAGGAUCUGUUGAUGGAUCUGCGGAACUUGGAGCGUGCCCGUGACGACCUCCGGUUCCGUGGUGUCAAGGGUACCACGGGUACUCAGGCUUCAUUCCUCCAGAUCUUCGACGGCGACCACGACAAGGUCGAGAAGCUGGAUGAGCUGGUCACCGAGAAGGCUGGAUUCAACUCGGCUUUUAUCAUCUCCAGCCAGACAUACUCCCGUAAGAUCGACGUCGAUGUCGCCAACGCCCUGGGCUCGUUCGGCUCCACUUGCGAGCGCAUCGGUAUCGACAUCCGUCAUCUGGCCAUGCUCAAGGAGGUUGAGGAGCCUUUUGAGAAGGACCAGAUUGGCAGCAGUGCGAUGGCUUACAAGCGUAACCCUAUGCGUUCCGAGCGUCUGUGCUCUCUGGGACGUCACCUUCAGAACCUCCCCAAGGAUGCCCUGGACACCUACUCGGCCCAAUGGUUCGAGCGCUCUCUGGAUGACAGCGCCAUUCGUCGUAUCAGCAUUCCGGAGCUUUACCUCUCCGCUGAUGCCUGUCUCAUACUCCUGAACAACGUCACCUCCGGAUUUGUCGUCUACCCCGAGGUCAUCCGCCGUCGUGUCAACGAUGAGCUUCCUUUCAUGGCCACUGAGAACGUCAUCAUGGCCUGCGUGAAGAAGGGUCUUUCCCGACAAGACGCCCACGAGGAAAUCCGCGUCCUCUCGCACCAAGCCUCCGACCAAGUAAAGAAACACGGCAAGGACAACGAUCUCCUCGACCGAAUCCGCCGCACCGCCUUCUUCGCCCCGAUCCUGGACGAGCUGGACAGCCUCCUGGACCCUAGCACCUUCGUCGGUCGCGCGCCCCAACAGGUGGAGAAGUUCACCUCCACUGAGGUUAAGAAGGCGUUGCAGCCGUACGAGGCGCAGCUGGCCAAGGCCGAGACCGCGGCUCUUUACGUCUAG